Messenger RNA from Sclerotinia sclerotiorum 1980 UF-70, 501 nucleotides. RefSeq lists its product as hypothetical. The record is from RefSeq and is a predicted model, not a curated record. Gene Ontology annotation, molecular function: translation elongation factor activity; ribosome binding; RNA binding. The transcript has 3 exons. Gene Ontology annotation, biological process: positive regulation of translational elongation. Bases 1 to 501 code for a protein of 166 amino acids. NCBI's taxonomy places the organism in Eukaryota, Fungi, Ascomycota, Leotiomycetes, Helotiales, Sclerotiniaceae.
AUGGGUUACUACGAUGAAGAAGCCGGAGCCCCAGCCGUUGCUGCUCCAAAGCAACCUGCCAACACCGUUACCAUCCCUUGCCACCACAUCCGUAUGGGUGACCUCUUGAUGCUCCAAGGACGUCCUUGCCAGGUUAUCCGUAUCACCACCUCCGCUGCCACUGGCCAACACCGUUACUUGGGUGUCGACCUCUUCACCAGACAAUUGAAUGAAGAGUCAUCUUUCAUCGCCAACCCAAGCCCAAGCGUCGUUGUCCAAACCAUGUUGGGACCAGUCUUCAAGCAAUACCGUGUUCUCGAUCUCCAAGACCACAGUGUUGUCGCCAUGACCGAGACCGGAGAUGUCAAGCAAGCCAUUCCCGUUUUGGACCAAUCCAACCUCUGGACCCGUCUCAAGGAGGCCUUCGAAGGUGGACGUGGUAGCAUCCGCAUCAUGGUCGUUGCCGAUGGAGGUCGUGAGAUCGCCGUUGACAUGAAGACCGUCCACGGAUCCCGUCUAUAG